This is a messenger RNA of Elaeis guineensis (African oil palm), 2955 nucleotides long. RefSeq lists its product as uncharacterized. Gene Ontology annotation, molecular function: protein binding. The record is from RefSeq and is a predicted model, not a curated record. NCBI's taxonomy places the organism in Eukaryota, Viridiplantae, Streptophyta, Magnoliopsida, Arecales, Arecaceae.
CCCAUGGAUCGGCUAGAAUUCCCAGAAGGACAAGUCUCUCUUUUUUUUCUUCCCCCAAUGAGGCGGACUCGUUUGCCUUCCCACUCCUCCACCUCCUCUCCUCCAACUUCUUCCUCCUCCUCUCCCAUCAAGAAAACUAUUGUUAGAACGAAAUUUAUCACAAAGAGAGCCUUGAUCGAGCGAUGCCGAUCCACUGCUUUCACGGUCGAAGACGCGCUCGAUUUGUUCAACGCCGCGGUGAGUGCCGAUCCCAUGCCCUCCAUCUACUCCAUCAACCUCCUCCUCAGUGCUAUCGCCAGAAUGAAGCACUACCCAGUCGUGAUCUCUCUCUGCAAGAAGCUAAAUCUUUUAUCAGGAAUCCAGCCAAAUACAUGCACUUAUAGCAUCGUGAUCAGCUCCUGCUGCCGAAUGAGCUCUGUGAACCUGGGCUUCGGCUUCUUAGGAGGCCUCCUCAAACGUGGCCUCUCUCCCACGACCGUUAUCUUCAACUCUCUCAUCGAUGGCCUCGGCACCGAGAAAAAGGUCGGGGAGGCAGCCAUGCUGUUCGAUAAAAUGUCUUUGAUGGGAUGCCAGCCGAACGUGGUCUCAUGCAAUGCUCUCAUCAAGGGGCUCUGCAACACCGGCAGUACUGCUUUGGCACUGGAGCUUCACCAGAAAAUGGCCAUGCUGGGAGAUAGUUGCAGGCCUGACAUAAUAACGUACAACACUAUUAUCCACUACCUUUGCAAAGAGGGACAUGUGAGCGAUGCCUGCAAACUGCUUGAGGAAAUGAGUUGUGUGGGUAUUAAACCGGAUGUUCGUACUUACACCAGCAUUAUUUAUGGACAUUCCACUUUAGGCCACUGGAAGCAGGCUGUUGGUAUUUUCAAGGAGAUGAUUGAUCGGCGCCUUUCACCAGAUGUGGUGACAUUCAACAUGCUGAUGGAUUCACUUUCCAAGCAUGAGAAGACUGGACAAGCCCAUAAAUUAUUAGAUUUGAUGAAGGAAAGAGGUGAAAAGCCUGAUGUAAUCUCAUAUAGUAUAUUGGUGCGAGGAUAUUGUCAAGAAGGCCAUCUCGCUAAUGCUACAGAAGUCUUCGAUUCCAUGUUGGUUAAAGGUCCUGCUCCCGACAGUUGUACGUACUCUGUCUUGAUUAAUGGAUUUGUCAAGAAUCAAAAAAUGGAUGAGGCCAUCGAGCUAUUCAACAAAAUGCAGCAACGAGGAAUAAAGCCUAAUACUAUUAUCUAUGGUACUGUACUUGAUGGACUAUGCCACCUUGGAAAAAUGGAAGAUGUUCGAGGCCUUCUUGAUGAAAUGAUGAGUCGAGGAAUACAUCCAGAUGUCGUCACUUAUACCUCUAUAAUGUGUGGAUUUUGUAGAUUAGGGAAGUGGAAAGAAGCUCAUCAGUUUCUUUAUGAAAUGACAGAACAACAAAUUCAUCCUAAUGUCGUGACAUUCAAUGCAUUGAUUGAUGCCUUUUGUAAAGAAGGAAUGGUUCAAGAGGCACAUGGAUUGCUGGAAGUGAUGAUCUGUAGAGGUAUAGAGCCUGAUGUAGUAACUUAUAGUACACUAAUGGAUGGUUACACUAUGGUAGGACAACUGAAUGAUGCAGUGAGAGUUUUUGAUUUAAUGGUUUUGAAAGGCCAUGAACCCAAUGCUUUUACGUACAACAUAUUAAUUGACAGCUAUAGUAAAAGUGGGAAGAUUGAUGAGGCUUUGAGUCUCUUUAAUGCAAUGCCUCAUAAAGGAGUACAGCAUACAGUCAUUACAUACAACACCAUGUUAGCUGGAUUAUAUCAUGUUGGUAGAGUUGCUGAUGCAGAAAAAUUGCGCAACAAGAUGCUUGCUGCUGGGAUAUGCCCUAGUCUUCACACAUAUAGCAUAAUCUUGGAUGGGCUUGGCAAAAACCAAUAUAUUGAUGAAGCUAUGAAGCUAUUUCAAGGUGCAUUAUCUUCUAAUGUUAACCUCGACAUUGUCUGUUUCAAUAUCAUGAUUGAUGGUUUGGUCAAAGCGGGAAUGUUCAAAGCGGCCAAAGAUAUCUUCAAUACUAUCCAUACCAAAGAUUUGAAACCAGAUGUUAUUACUUUCAACAUAAUGAUAAAUGGACUCAUGAAGGAAGGGUGGUUUGACGAAGCUAGUAACUUGCUCUUGCAUAUGGAGAAUUCUGGUUGUCCUGCAAAUUCGACCACAUUCAAUACCAUUAUUUAUGGUUUGCUGGAGAAAGAGGAGAUAGAAAGGGCAAUAGAUAUGAUUCGGAAGAUGAAGGAUAGAGGAUUUUCUCUUGGGGCAUCAACUGCUUCUCAGAUAUUUAAUUUGUUCUCAAAGGAUGGGCAAUAUCAUGAAUAUCUGAAGUUGCUUCCAGAUUUUUAUCAGCAUGGUUCAAAGUGAUGAGAGCAACAUAUACAUUGAAUUGGGCUUUUGAUGAUUGUAUUUUGCACAUGUACAUUUCUUGUGCUCCAUUUUGCUUGGGCCUUCAUCAUGUUCAAUUUAUACUGAUCCUCUGAACGGGAAAUUAAACCUCUUAGGUGUUCUUUCAACAAUUGAAGAGAAAUUUCUAGGACCAAGUUCUUGAUGUCAGUGGUCUGCUCUGGUGGCUGUUUAAGUGAACUGAGAAACUAAUUGUGAUAGGGAUCAGGGACUGUUUCAGCCAACCAUUCAAGGCUUGCAAUGAGAGAAGCUUGACGUGAGCAGGAUGAUCAUGCUAUUGUCAGGCAGCAUGAGUGAUGGGUUCCGCAUCAUCAGAACAUAAUACCAGAGUUGUGGUUGCUGCUACGAGAGAGGAACAAAUCCAUCUAUUACAAGACCAAACCGAAUCCUGAAAGGAAUUUUGCUGCCCUUCCACCCUAGCGUGCAACCUACAAGUGCACCUAGUACUAAGUAAUCGCAUUUGUAAUCCUGGUUCGCAGCAGAAUUUGUACCAUGGUUUGGUUUUUAGGUACCUUCACAAUUUAUUUGAAUAUCCUCAGAAAUUAGAUA